Messenger RNA from Penicillium waksmanii, 759 nucleotides. Its product is annotated as pre-mRNA-splicing factor ISY1. NCBI's taxonomy places the organism in Eukaryota, Fungi, Ascomycota, Eurotiomycetes, Eurotiales, Aspergillaceae. The record is from RefSeq and is a predicted model, not a curated record. Gene Ontology annotation, cellular component: post-spliceosomal complex; Prp19 complex; post-mRNA release spliceosomal complex. Gene Ontology annotation, biological process: mRNA 3'-splice site recognition; generation of catalytic spliceosome for second transesterification step. The transcript has 2 exons. Bases 1 to 759 code for a protein of 252 amino acids.
AUGGCUCGAAACAGCGAAAAGGCGCAGUCCAUGCUGUACCGCUUUCGGGCGCAGCAGGCAGCGGACAUGGGCAUCAUAGACGUCACCCGUACUCGACGACCAAAGGCCAUCACCAGUAUCGACGCGGUCCCCACGUGCGAGCGCUGGCGCGGCCAGGUUCUGAAGGAGGUCUCUCGCAAAGUCUCGCGCAUCCAAGAGCCCAGUCUCAGCGAUUACCAGAUCCGCGAUCUGAACGACGAAAUCAACAAGCUCAUGCGGGAGAAAUGGGCAUGGGAAAUGCAGAUUAAAAAUCUCGGCGGGCCGAACUACAUGCGCGGAUCAGGUCGGGUCUACGACGACGAAGGGCGUGAAAUACCUGGCGGUGGCAAGGGUUAUCGAUAUUUCGGUCGUGCGAGAGAGUUACCUGGUGUCAAGGAGAUGUUUGAGGCGGCGUCGCGCCGGGGAAAGGGCCCUGCGGAGGAACAGGAGGGCGCUGGUUCCGGUCGCGGUGGAGACAUUGCGACCAGGAAGGUCGAUGCAAACUACUUUGGCUAUGGCCUUGAUGAAGAGGAUGGAACGCUGCUAGCAUAUGAGAAGCAAAAGGAGAAAGAGGCGGUUGAGCAUUUGCGUGGUCAGGGCGAUGACGACGCUGAGGAUGGCUGGGAACCACUACCUGGUGAUGCCGGAGACGGUGUGGAAUGGCGACUUCCUACACUCGACGAAGUUCAAGAGGAGAUGGUCGACCGACGACGGAGACGCCUAUUGGACAAAAUAUCCUGA